Messenger RNA from Telopea speciosissima, 1576 nucleotides. Its product is annotated as probable protein phosphatase 2C 73. The transcript is spliced from 5 exons. Bases 227 to 1576 code for a protein of 449 amino acids. Gene Ontology annotation, biological process: protein dephosphorylation. Gene Ontology annotation, molecular function: protein serine/threonine phosphatase activity. The record is from RefSeq and is a predicted model, not a curated record. Lineage: Eukaryota; Viridiplantae; Streptophyta; Magnoliopsida; Proteales; Proteaceae.
CUUCUCAACCCUUUUCUCUUCUCUUCUUUAGUUCCAACUUGCUAUUACAUUCAAUUCUCCUUCUUUGUUUUUCGAAGGAGCUUUCUGGGGCCCCCAGAAAGACUGGCUUUUUGCAGGAAUUCUGGUGGGUAUUGAUCGGAGGCCAUUGUCAGUCUCUGGUUUGUCCAGAAGCUCUUUAAAGGGUUUAAUUUUGGAAUUUGAAAAACAAAAAAGAAAAAAAGAAAAAAUGGGGGCUUGUUGCAGUACUAAGAUGGAAAAAAGGGAAAGAUUCAUGGAGCGAGAAGAAGAAGCAGCAAGAGAAAUUGUUGUUGAAGAAGAAAAUGAUAUACGUCAGGGAGAUCAUGGGUCUCGUGUUAGGUUACGUGGUCCUUCUCAAUUCACAUCCAUGUUCACUGAAAGAGGAAGAAAAGGUGUUAAUCAAGAUACUAUGACCAUAUGGGAGGGUUUCGGUGGAGAAGAAGGUAAGAUCUUCUGUGGUGUUUUUGAUGGACAUGGACCUUCAGGUCACAAGGUUGCACUUCAUAUAAGGGAUCUUCUACCAUCGAAACUAUGUGCAGUAUUGAAUUCAUCUAACAACAAUGAUGUUGAAACACCAUCAGCUAAUGAAGAAGAUGGUGAUGUUUAUGAUCCUGAAAGUGAUUACAUUGUUGAUACCGUUAGCAAAGACGAUCCUUUUUUCCCCACAUUUUCUUCAUGGAAAUCUGGUUUUCUUAAGGCCUACCGCGAAACUGAUAAGGAACUCAGCUCGGAUUCCAACAUUGAUUCUUUCUAUAGUGGUACCACUGCAGUUACUAUCCUUAGACAGGGGGAGCACUUGCUGAUAGCGAAUUUGGGAGAUUCUCGUGCGGUUCUUUGCUCAAUAGACAACAGAAACCAACCCUUUCCCGUCCAACUUACAGUCGAUUUAAAACCAAGUAUUCCAAGUGAAGCUGAAAGGAUUAAGAAACGUAAAGGAAGAGUUAUGGCCAUGGAAAAAGAACCAAAUGUGAGUAGAGUGUGGAUGCCAGAGGAAAAUUGUCCAGGUCUAGCAAUGGCAAGAGCUUUUGGGGAUUUCUGCUUGAAAGAUUAUGGACUCAUUUCUGUCCCUCAAGUUUCUUAUAAAAAACUUACAAGCAAAGAUGAAUUUGUUGUCAUAGCAACUGAUGGGGUAUGGGAUGUUCUAUCAAACAGAGAAGUUGUUAAGAUAGUUGCUUCGGCGAGGAAACGUUCUAUUGCAGCAAAAAUUUUAGUAGAUCAUGCAAUUCAUGCUUGGAGAACAAAAUACCCAAAAUCAAGAAUUGAUGAUUGUGCAGUAAUUUGCCUAUUCCUGAAACCUAUAUCUUCAUCUUCUAGUUUCAGCACUGAAGAGAACAAGGACAGUUCAAUUCCCAGGGGACUGAAGGUUUCUCGAAGUACUAAAACAACAAAAAGUUCUGAAGUUUCUGAACCAGCAAUGUCACCUGCUUCAACAAAUUGGAGUGCUGUUGAAGGAUUUAGUAGCCUUAUUACUGCAGUAAAUCUUCCUCGAUCAGCCAGUGAUGCUAUUACUGGAAGGAAGAUAUCAAUGGAAGAUGAAGCACAAGAGAAAAGCGAUUAA